GCGUAGAUAGCCGUGAGUCUGACAGCUGGAUGCUUAUCGAUAAGACGGCGAAGGUGAAUUCUCCGCCUCACCAGAGUUCGCGAUGAUCAGCUACCUCGACUACUCCAACCUCAGUCAAUCUCAAUCAGUCUCACCCACACCAAUUAUACCCAGCAAUCUGACGAACCAACCUCCUCCUACCUCAUAUCUAAAUCGGAAUCCUAACGCCGAAAAAAACAAAGAACAAAGAACAAUGUCCGACAACGACCAACAACCACCACCACCCCAAACCUCAGAAACCCCAGCAGAUGAGCAACACAUUCAACCCCCAAAACAAUCCAAACCCCGCCUCCAAGUGCAUACCCACCACUGCCGAUUCUGCAGCCAUCUCAUCCUCUCCACAACGCGGACGAUAUCAUCUCUGCCGCGCCGAAAAGAACCCUCCAAAGAUGCCGCGUUGAUUUUACCCUUACCUGCCGAUGAUGACGUUGAGGAUGACGAUGAAGAGGAAGAGGGAAAUGGGGCUGCUGGGGACGCGAAACGGAAACAGAAACAUUAUACGAUUCUGCUCUCUACUACCAUUCCGGAUCGGAAACCGACGCUUGUGCGUCGUGAGGAUGGGUUUGAGAAGCGGUUGUUGUUGAGGUGCGGUCGGUGUCGGGUGGUGGUGGGAUAUUUCCUUGAUCCGAUCCAUUUUCCCAAGGAUGUAUCUGCGGGUGGUGGUGAUGAUGAGGAUGGCAUGGGAAUCAACGACAAGGCUAAGGUGGUGUAUAUUCUGCCUGCGGCAUUAAUGGAGACGGAAGUCAUGGACGAUGAAGAAAAGAUUCGAGGGACGGACGGGGAGUGGAGCGGAUGGGCUGCUUGAUCGUAUACAUGCAUACAUAUACAUCUAUUUUGCAUCUACGGAACAUGCACGAGCAUAUAAACAUACAAUACAUUGUCUAUCUACGGAGCCCACAACUCCAGUCACCAUGUUGUAGACAGAACCUCGUAACAGGAAGAAAUCAUAGAAACGUGAGGGGUAUCGUGAAUCGUUCAGUUGGCGAGAAUGGUACGGACGAGGUCUGCAAAGUUAGAAGAACGAAAGCAAGCUGAGACAGGUAGCACAUACCAGUGUAGUUGAUCUCGCCGGAGCUGGUGUCAACCGCCUUGAGAAGCUCGUCCACCUCGUCAUCCGACAUCUUCUCUCCGAGAUUUGUGAGGACUAAACAGU
This is a messenger RNA of Aspergillus wentii DTO 134E9, 1192 nucleotides long. RefSeq lists its product as uncharacterized. The record is from RefSeq and is a predicted model, not a curated record. NCBI's taxonomy places the organism in Eukaryota, Fungi, Ascomycota, Eurotiomycetes, Eurotiales, Aspergillaceae. The coding region runs from base 83 to 844 and encodes 253 amino acids. The transcript has a single exon.